Nematostella vectensis (starlet sea anemone) is the source of this 1844-nucleotide messenger RNA. RefSeq names its product angiopoietin-related protein 7. The coding region runs from base 188 to 1426 and encodes 412 amino acids. The record is from RefSeq and is a predicted model, not a curated record. Lineage: Eukaryota; Metazoa; Cnidaria; Anthozoa; Actiniaria; Edwardsiidae. Gene Ontology annotation, molecular function: calcium ion binding. The transcript is spliced from 9 exons.
UUGAUAUUUGCUCUAUUCUAGCAAAUAACAUGCUACUGUAUAAAACACCAUUUCGUGUUUACUUGUUAAUUCUGUGCUCGCAUCGUAUUCAAGUGCUAGCACACAAGAAGGUGCAUCAAACAAGCUUGAAAUUUUGGUUCCUCGUGAGUGGAGAAUUAGGUAAACUUCCCACGAAUCGGGCGGAAUAAUGGCGUGCUUCGGAGAAUUUCUUGUGGUCUUCGUGCUCUUCGCCAAAAACCAAGCGCUGGGUUGUGGUAACGCAGCAAACAUCCCAAUUGACCAAGAAAAACGACUUGUCAAUCAUGUCAUUCGCGAAGUGAUUGACAGCAACCCAAUUAACUGCUACUUGGAAUGUAAAAGAGAGAAAUGCUGCCAAAGUAUCAACUUCCGUCAGGACAGCAAGACUUGUGAGCUGAAUAAUCGGACAAAGGACGCAGGAUCGGACAAGCUAGUGUAUACCAAAGAUGCAUACUACAUGCCACGAGCUGAUAGAGUCUUUCUGGGCUCCAUUCCGGAGCUUCCGGCAGAUAAUUGCAAUGAUAUCAAAUCAAGUGAUUCAAGCGCUACGACGGGGUGGUACUGGAUAAACCUCAACAAAACAGGCAACGCAUCACGCCUGAUGUGUGACAUGGAGAUGAUCGAUCUGGACGAGUGUACAUCCGGAAUACACGACUGCUCAGUGCUUGCCAGGUGCAGCAACACCAAAGGGUCAUUCAAGUGCAUGUGUGGGCCUGGGAGCUACGGAGACGGACGAAACUGCAAAGAAAUAGAAAGUUGUCAAAAGAUUGCAGACCUUAAGGGUAAGGCAAGCGGAGUAUACCAGCUGAUGCCUGGAGGACCACCGGCUAUACAGGUGUAUUGCGUGACCAAGAGUGACGGUGGAGCCUGGACCAUUAUCCAGCAACGCCAGGACGGCAGCGUCAGUUUCAAUAGAAGCUGGAAUGAGUACAAAACCGGGUUUGGAAAUCCGUCAGGCGAGUUUUGGCUUGGUCUAGAGAGUAUCCACCGCCUGACCAAUCAGGAGGCGAGGACACUGCGCGUGGAGCUAGAGGACUGGGAAGGUCGCCAGGGAUACGCAGAGUACAGCGGUUUUUCUGUGGGUGACGCGGCUGCGCAAUACAAUCUUGCGGUCAGCGGAUACACAGGCAAUAUUGUUGACUCACUUACCCCAAAGCACAACGGCAUGAAAUUCACGACCCGUGACCGCGACAAUGAUCUCAAGUCAGACUAUAACUGUGCUGUAUAUUACCAGUCGGGAGGAUGGUGGAUGAAUGCUUGCUUUGCGUGCAACCUGAACGGAUUUUACCACAAUUCGUCCACCAACAAGUACGCCGAGGGUAUUAUGUGGUAUCACUGGAAAGGAUUUGAUUACAGCCUUAAAAUGACUAAGAUGAUGAUCAGGCCAACGAGCGGCUGGAAACCCUGAGUGAAGGAGUAGAUUGUGGCCAGUGGAGUAUGGUGAUGAUGAAGAUAAUGAUUAUCUUGAUGAUGAAAAUGAUUAUGAUGAAAGUGUAAUAAUAUCAGCUAUAAUAGCCUGUUAGAUAGUCACGCCCAGGUCAACAUGUAAUCCGCAUGAUCUCUCUCUCUCUCUCUCUCUCUCUCUCUCUCUCUCUCUCUCUCUCUCUCUCUCUCUCUCUCUCUCUCUCUCUCUCUCUCUCUCUCUCUCUCUCUCUCUCUCUCUCUCUCUCUCUCUCACUCUCUCUCUCUCUCGCAAGCGCUCAGCGAAAGCGAUAAGAAUAGCCCCAUUUUCUCCAUUAUAUACUUGAUUAUAUACUUAUGAAUACUAAAAUAGCCAACACUAAAUCGUCACAGACAGGUGAUGAUGAUUAAAUUAAAUAUAUGUU